UUUUUUUAAGAGAUUGGACAACUAUAUGCCUGAAUCGGUGCAGAGUCACGGUCCCCUUCCAGCCCUAGGAUUCUACGAUCCCUUUGGGCCGCCCUAGCGAAGGGGAAGCGUGAGCGAAAGCGAAAGCGAAAGUGCCCGCACUCCUUUCGCUUUCCCGGCUGCCUGUGGCCGCGCGGCCGUUGGGCGCUUUUCGAGCCCUGCCUUGCUCGGGAGCGGCCGGUCCCUCCGCCUCGCCCGGCGCGUCCCGGCGGGGUCUCGGGGAAGGGGAGGCAGCGCCCAUGGCCCGGGCGCUGCAGCCCAUGCGGCUGAAGGAGUGGCUGCUGGCCCAGGUGGAGAGCGGUCGCUAUCCGGGACUGCGCUGGGUGGACGGCCAGAAGACGCUUUUCCGCAUCCCCUGGAAACACGCCGCUAAGCAGGACUACCGCGAGCGGGAGGACGCGGCGCUCUUCAAGGCCUGGGCCAUCUACAAGGGCAAGUACCGGGAAGGGCUGGAUCAGGCCGACCCCUCCGUCUGGAAGACGCGCCUCCGCUGCGCUCUCAACAAAAGCCUGGACUUUAAAGAGGUGCCGGAGAGACGCAACCUGGAGGCCUCGGAGCCCUACAAGGUCUACCAGGUGGUCUGCCCCGAGGCCGCCCCAGACACAGAGAAGGCAAGUAGGACAGACUCUGCUCUGCAGGCAAAAUACGCCUUGGCGCCAGCACCCGAAGCAGCUGCAGCCCAUCUCUUGUCGGACAAGGCCAAACCAUCUACGGAGCCUGAUAGGAAAAGGGCAGAUAACCCAGGGGGUCCUCUGAUACCCCAACAGCUGAGCAAUCCAGACCUCCACGGGUGUCAGGUGAAAGCUUUUUUCCACACUUUGGCUCCAUCGCAGAUCUACCAGCAUCCAAGCCGGGCCUUCGUUAGUCCCAGUCCGCUCUUGGUCCCCAGCAAAAGCACCAACUCAGAUUGCUGCCUUCACGUUCGCCUCUACUAUUGCGACGUGCUGGUGAAGGAAAUGACCACCAGCGCCGCCGAAGGCUGCCGGAUCACCUACCGGCCGGUGAUGGCAGAGAACGAGGACCUGUAUGGUCCCAGCGGCAUGGACGAAAUCCAGUUCCCCUCUCUGGAUGUCCUGGGCUGCCGAAGUUGGGGGCCCAAGUCCAUCUUGGUCUUGAAGAGAUUGCUCCCCCAUUUGCAUCGCGGGGUGCUCCUGUGGGUGGCUCCAGAAGGAGUCUUCAUGAAACGCCAGUGCCAAGGGCGGGUUUACUGGAAGGGGCCACUGGCACCCCACAAGGAUCAGCCGAACAAGCUGGAGAGGGAGAAGACCUACCGGCUGUUGGACACUCAAGAAUUCCUCCAGGAGUUACGAGGCUUCCUCAGACACGGAAAGCCGCUACCGCAGUACCAGAUCCACCUCUGCUUUGGAGAAGAAUUUCCUCCAGUCCCCAACCAGAAGCUCCAGAGGUUCAUCACCGCCCAGGUGGAACCCGUGUUUGUCCACAAUCUCUGCCUUCACGCCCAGCACUAUCUCCCGGGCUCUCAAACAGGGCCUCCAAAGGCUCCCAAGAAUAUCAUCCAGAUCCUGCAGCAACUUAGCUCCUCUUGACCCGCUCCAGAAGACCUGGUUGCUUCUCCUGAGGAUGUCCAGCUUUUGUUCGCGCUGACCGAGGAACCUCUCUCAAGAUUCAGCCUCUUCUCUCAGGGAUUUAUGGCUGGCUUGUGCUGAAAUCUUGUAUGAAUAAGGACUCUGUGUUUAAGUUUUAUUAAAACAUGUAAGAAGAAGAAGAAGAACAAAGGUAAACUGAAAAAGAACAGAGAAAACAAAAAGUAAGAGAACUGACAGAAAAAGCUUUCGUGAAUAAGGUUGCUGUGAUUAGCCUGGAUAUUCCUUUUUAAAUAUAUAUUUAUAUAUAUAAUUUUUACUAAAAAUUUUAAGAACAAUGAUCAGAAUGAAUAUAAAAGAACAAACGAGGAAGGAAAAGAAAUAAUAGAAAAGGCUUUGAUGAAUAAGAGCUCUGUGAUUCGCUGGGAUGUCCUUUUUUAAUAUAUACGGUUUUUAUUAAAUAUUUUAAGAACAACGAUAAGAAUGAAUGUAAAUUAAAAUGUUAACAGGAAACAAGGAAAAAAGAGAAAUUAGGGAAAACAUUUGUAUGAAUAGGAGCUCUGUGUGCUUCGCCCGGAUCUCCCUUUUUAAAUAUAUACGGGAGAAAACCCGAACAACCAAAGACCUAUAUACAAAUACCCGCGAAAACCUCAGAAAACAAAUAUAAAUAUAUAUAUAUAUAUAUAUCUACAAUUUUUAUUAAAUGUUUUAAGAAUAAGAAUGAAUGUGAAUUAAAACAGAACAAACAAACAAACAGAGAAAAAAGAGAAAAUAACAAAACAUUUGUCUGAAUAGGGGCUCUCUGUUUGGCCUACAAUGAUGUUCCUUUUUUUAAUAUAUAUGUAUGUAUGUAGGUAGGUCUUUAGUUAUUCGGGUUUUCUCCCGUGUAAAAUUGGAAGUGUCUUGGCGAUGUUUCGACAAAGUCCCAUUCGUCGUCUUCA
Molecule: messenger RNA, 2524 nt
Organism: Crotalus tigris (Tiger rattlesnake)
Lineage: Eukaryota; Metazoa; Chordata; Lepidosauria; Squamata; Viperidae
Product: interferon regulatory factor 4-like
Exons: 8
Coding region: 279-1586 (435 amino acids)
Biological process (GO): regulation of transcription by RNA polymerase II; immune system process
Cellular component (GO): nucleus
Molecular function (GO): RNA polymerase II cis-regulatory region sequence-specific DNA binding; protein binding; DNA-binding transcription factor activity, RNA polymerase II-specific
Source: RefSeq, a predicted model, not a curated record